Molecule: messenger RNA, 1614 nt
Organism: Galdieria sulphuraria
Lineage: Eukaryota; Rhodophyta; Bangiophyceae; Galdieriales; Galdieriaceae
Product: archaeal ATPase
Exons: 1
Source: RefSeq, a predicted model, not a curated record
GUGUUUGAUACAAAGGCAACUUUUUUUGAACUGGAGAAGAAUGACAAAGGUGUGGUUCGACCGUACAAUGACUUUUUUGGUAUCAUUAGUCAAUUGUGCGAAGAACCCGACUUGUUUUUUAUUGUUGUUGGGAAAAGCAAGGGUUUAAGUAUUAAGAAUGAUGUGGCUUUUGGGCUAUCAAGAGUUAUAUUACAUUUUAUCCCUUUAUCACCUUUGGACGCUUCCAGUAUCGUUGAGUUCCUUCAAAAAAGUCUUCUUGAAACACCUACUCAAGUUCCAGUUUGUAAUGUCUUAUGUAGUUCUUCAUUUUCAGUAAAUGAAUUGGCAGAUUCGUUAUUGGAAUGUACAGGUGGAGUUCCUGGUUUGUUGACUCGUGCAGUAAAUAUGCUUCUGAAUUAUAUAAUAGCAAGAAACCAGCCUUUCAUAUCGAAAGAAGAAUGUUUGACGUGUAUGAAUGACUACGAUUUCCGAAGAAUUUGUGCUGAACCAUUUGUGGAACGAAUAUUGAAUUUGGACGAAGAUAGAAAAAGUGUUUUUGAUUUACUUUUGAUGAUGGCACUUUAUCGUAUACCGUUUCAAGUAGAUGAUAGAUUGUCCUCGGAGUCUUAUCUAUUUGAUGCAGUCACUGAGAUGGGACUAUAUCGAUAUCCUAUUGAUCAGAAUACUUUCCAAAUUCUUAUUCCAAAAGUAUUUGUUGGAAUCUUCAAGAAAGACCCUUCCAUCUCUUCUUUGGAAAAGAUACUUCUCGAAUCACUUGAUGUAGAACCAGUAGAUUGUUUCGUCUAUUCAAAGUGUCGUGUAUUUGAAGGAAUUGUCGCUUUACGACUAGUUUUGAUGUUGUCUUCAAAGAAUCGAAAUGAGUUGAGAGAAUUGUUGUGUCAAUUGUCUCCGAUAUGGAAACAAAUGAAACUUCCAAUCAGUACAAUAUCACCUAUUCACUAUAUCAAGUCUGUUGUUAGUUCUAGAGAAACAAAAAGUGAAUCGAACAAGAGUCGACGAACUUUUGCCAAUACUGAAUGGAAUAAGAUUAUUCGAGAGACACUUUAUUUAGAGACUAUUUACAUUCCUUUGGACGCUACUUCUCAUAGUCCUGAUAUUAUAUUCAAAUUACAAUCUCCUGUGGAACCCAAAGUUCUUACUGUUGGAGUUGCAUGUAAAGGACGUUGGAAGUCGGAAGGAAUUGGCUUGUCAGAUAUUAUAGAUGAAGCCAAGAAAUUUUUAGAUCCUGUUUAUGAUCAAGUCUUAUCCAGUGCAGUGGAUUAUCAUCAUUGUAUGCUUAUUAUCGUUAGUACAAAGUUAUCAUUGAAUGUUUCUAAUGAGUUGGGUAAUCAGAGUCGUUGUUACUCCAGUGGAAUGUUUAUUGGAGGUGAUUUGUUCAAAGUACCUGAUAAUUGUGAACUUGUUAUUCUUUGUGAAAGAGAUGUCCAAAUGCUGAUUGACAAAGAAAUAUUGAAUGGACUUGAAAGAGCAUUUUGUGUUUCUCAUAAUCCUACUUUCUGGGAUUUUGGAUUAGAUUUACUCGAUAGAAUCCGUAACAGUUUCUUAAGUUGGCAAUAGAUUCUAACUCAGUCCUUCCCUUUGUUUUGAAGAGCAAAUAAACUUUUUUUUGUAUGU